AUGGCUGCCACACAGGAAGUACCUCCUCCAGCAUUGGGCCUCCACUUUUUGUACCCAUUAGAAGAAACAAUGGCACCCAGGGUGAAAAUAGAAGAGCCUGGUCCCCCAUGUCCUGAAGCUGGUUGGGAAUGGGAUGCUCCGGGGAAGACUCCUCUUGUUGUCCAGGCAGGCACCAUUAGUGAUCUGUUGAGGUGGGCAACUCCUCCCCAAGUGAGGAGCGACCCAAUUCCACAGCUUUGGGAGGUUCAGUGCCAGGAGAUGGUGCAAAGCCUGAGGACACCUGCUGAUGUCAUGCCAGCCCCUGUGCCUGUCCCACCCCCAGCCCCUGGCUGGGGCAACCUUCAACUACCUGAGCUUGCACCUGUGGAUGACAUUGAAGCCUACCUGUCAUCCUUUGAGCGUGCGGCCGAAUCAUGCCAGUGGCCGAGAGGAGAGUGGAUGAGCCGUCUUAUGCCAGCUCUCGGAAAAGCCCAGCCACCCCAUAAUGGCUUGGAUGCCAGAGGUGGCAGGAAUGAGCAUAGAAAGUCCAAAUCUUCUGGCCUGCGAGGGGAGGCAGGCGCCAAUGUGGAAAUGCAGCGGCAGCGUUUCCGGCAGUUCCGUUACCAGGACUCUGAAGGCCCCCGGGAGGCUUGUCGGAGGCUCCGGGAGCUUUGCCGGCGUUGGCUGAAGCCUGAGAGCCGCACAAAGGAGCAGAUUCUGGAACUGCUGAUCCUGGAGCAGUUCCUGACCAUCUUGCCCCAAGAGAUCCAGAGCUGGGUGUGGGAACGAGGCCCUGAGACGUGCGCCCAAGCGGUAGCCUUGGUGGAAGGAUACCAGAUGGGACGGCGAGAGGCAGGGAUGUGGGAGCAGCAGGUUACAGUGCGGGUCAAGGUUGAACAGGUAAGCCCACAGGAAAUGAUAUUACCUGGAGCACCGUGGGAUCCUUCAGCCUCGCUGCUGCCCCAUCCCGAGUGCCUAUCCUCAUCCGAUAUAACACUAAACCAGCCUAUCCCAGGCCCUGCUCUCAAGAUGCCCUGCAUCCCAAAACAGGAACCACAAGGCCUUCAGGAAACAGGCUCUCUACUGGCCAAUGGAAUCCGAGAGAACCACUCUUUGCCUGGAGGCAUGAUGGAAAUGGGAUUGCUCCCUGGGAAUUCCCGGGAGAAAAUGUUGGGUGAGAAUUGUGGUGAACGGAUGAGUCAACAAUGUGAUGUGAGAUUUGGAGACACAAGAGAGAAUCCAGUUGCACAUCUCAACUCUCUUGGAGGCUCUCACCCAGCAGGAAAGUCCCUUCACCAGUGUUCAGAAUGCGGGAAAACAUUUAGCCGUAACUCACAUCUGCUCACUCACCUAAGGAUCCAUACUGGGGAGAAGCCUCACCAGUGCCCUCAGUGUGGCAAACGUUUUGGUCACACUUCCCAGCUGACUCGUCAUCAGAGGACCCAUGCCUCAGAGAGACCUUUCCGAUGUGCUCAGUGCAGCCGAAGCUUUUACCAGAGCUCAGAGUUGACCAGGCAUCGAGUGUCCCAUGCCAGAGACCGUCCGUAUGGGUGCAGCCAAUGUGGGAAGAAGUUUCGCUGGAGUUCUGAUCUCAUCCGACACCAGAUCACCCAUACAGGAGAGAGACCGUACAAGUGUCCUGACUGCGGGAAGAAGUUUGGUCAGAAUUCGCACCUGGUUCGACAUCGGAGAACCCACACUACUUAGCCAAGAUCUUCCCAGAAGGAAAGAAAACUUGUUUCCCAGCAUUGAAAGCUCACUAAGGGCCAAAGCAUGGAACCAGACCACCACUUAGCUUAGUGUCAUAAUGAGCCAGAUGACCGAUGAACUUUCGGUUCAGUAUCUGCAGAGAUUUACCUGUUGAUAUGGCUUAAUUAGAAAGAAUCCAGUCUAUCUGCAGUGGGAUAGGCAAGGUGGCAGUUUCCCAAUACCAAUUUGUGUUCUACCUAGAGAGUCACAGUAGAACGGAACUGAUUACUUUAAAAAGGUGCUGAGCCUUACUAAGCUGACUUCCUGGACAAUACUAAACCACUAAUAUUGUGGUGGCACCAGUUGGAUGUCUUUUUUCUUUCUCUAUCUCCUUUUCCUUCCUCAUUCUCUUUUAAUAGAAAAGAUAAUAGAUCUUCUAGUCGUCUAGACAGAUUUAUUGUUACAUAACAACUUGUAUUCCUUGCCCUGAGACCAUUUCUUUGUUGUGAAGCAAAAACAAUGUAUUUUUUUGAGAAAAUGACCAGUCUGUAUUGGCAGAGGGUUGAAAUCUUUUAAAAUGAUGGAGAUCUCCUCUUGGGGAAGCUGCUGUGAA
This is a messenger RNA of Protobothrops mucrosquamatus (brown spotted pit viper), 2281 nucleotides long. Its product is annotated as zinc finger protein 165-like. Gene Ontology annotation, molecular function: RNA polymerase II cis-regulatory region sequence-specific DNA binding; DNA-binding transcription factor activity, RNA polymerase II-specific. Gene Ontology annotation, biological process: regulation of transcription by RNA polymerase II. The record is from RefSeq and is a predicted model, not a curated record. The transcript is spliced from 3 exons. Bases 1 to 1686 code for a protein of 561 amino acids. Lineage: Eukaryota; Metazoa; Chordata; Lepidosauria; Squamata; Viperidae.